AUGCCUAAUACUCUUGAUUAUGUUUAUGAUGAAAUGAGACAACACAUCAGAUUAAUGUUUACAAAUAAUCAUUUAAUACCUUUUCCCGCGAAACCAACUACUAAGAUCAGAUGUUUAAUUGUUGAGUCUGAUUGGGAAAGGCUUUCAAUCGAUCGAGCUACAGAACUUCAGCCUAGAAAAUCUCCUAAUAAAUUUAGUGACACACCUUCUGUUACUAUUGAUAAUGAUAGUUUUAAUGCUAAUCAUAAAAGUCCUUUAACAUCUGCUCAUGUUAAAGAAAAGCUUAUAGUUCCUGAAACAGAUAUGCUAAAUGAAGAUCAUAUUUGUACAUUUGGAGAAUUGUUGAGGAGAGAAUCAAGUUCAACUUUUAAUAUGCAAAGCACUUUGUAUUUAUACACGCUUCAUCUCAAUAAUGGGUGCUUAAAUGAGGACCAAAAAAAUUAUUUAAUCAAAUUAUAUCCUUUCAAACCACCAGUAGUUUUUGCAGCUGUCCAUCAACAACGGGUAGGUAGUGUGGACUGUGGAGUUUUUGCAAUAGCGUAUGCAACAUCUUUAUAUUUUAAUACGAUGCCUAAUACUCUUGAUUAUGUUUAUGAUGAAAUGAGACAACACAUCAGAUUAAUGUUUACAAAUAAUCAUUUAAUACCGUUUCCCGCGAAACCAACUACUAAGAUCAGAUGUUUAAUUGUUGAGUCUGAUUGGGAUAGGCUUUUAAUCGAUCGAGCUGCAGAACUUCAGCCUAGAAUUAAUAAUACAAACGAGCAGCAUUUUUCGGCAACAUCAGACAUUGAUUAUGCUCAUGAUGUGUUAACAACAUUUCAAUUUAAAAUAAAUGAUGAAAGGCAAGUAAUAAAUCGAGAAAAGGAACAUUUAAAGCGUAAAUCACUUGUUACGAAUGCUAACUGUCUAAACAAAAAAAUAUAUUAUGAUCAUUCUUUGAAUGUGAAUAAAGAAAGUGAAAGAGAUUUAAUGUUAGAUAGUAAUAAUUGCAAUCCUCAACACCAGUUGUCUUUUACAUCUGAUAAAUUGUCAUCCAUUGAUAUAAAUACUGUUCAUUUGCAAGAAAGUCAAAAAAAUAAUAUGACUCAUAAAGCUGUUUGUUCUGAACAUUAUCUUGGUAAAAUGAAUCAUUUAUGUCAGCAUUGUGAGGCCAAACAUUUUAAAGAUGAGCAAAUUCAGGGUAAGAAAAAUUCUUAUAAUGACUGUUGUAGUCAUGGUGGUGUAAACUUGCAAUCAAAAGACUAUCCACAUGAAUUAAGAAUAUUGUUAGAUGGUUCACAUCCUAAAUCUGUUCACUUUAUAAAGCAUAUAAGAUGUUAUAAUAGUUCUUUUGCUUUUGCUUCAUUUCAUGCAAAUAUUGUUGACUUUAAUAGUAGAAGACGAGGUCCAUAUUGCUUUAAAAUUCAAGGUCAAAUAUAUUAUCAAAUAAAUAAUGCAUUAUAUCCAGAGACUGGAGUUGAUCCAAAUUUUGGUCAGUUGUUUAUUUAUGAUGCUGAUGAUGCAGUUCAGUAUAGGUUGAAUUACAAUGAUAACUUAGAUUCAGAAAUUCUAUAUAGUAUAGAAAGUGUUAUGAGAACACAUAAUGCUUUUACCAAAUCUUUUAAAAUGAUGAAAGAAGUUAUUGAUAUUGAAACAGAGCUAGCUAGAGCAUCUAAUCAAAAAGUUCCUGAACUAAAAUUAUUAUUUACUUUAAAAAAAGGGAUGGAUCGAAGAAGAUAUAAUUUUCAGAGAGUGGAUGAAGUAGCGGCUAUUUUUAAUACUAAUUCAGAAGGAGAAGUGCCAGAGUCUUAUGUAACAGUUCAUAACAAAGCAACUAAAGAAUUACAAUUAGUAAGUAGUUUAGAUCCUAAUGUUGAACCUUGGAUUUAUCCAAUUUAUUAUCCAUAUGGAGUUGAAGGUUAUAAUAUUAAUAUGAUUCGUAGUGAUAGUCACCAAAGACGAAAGAAAGUGAGAAUUUCAAGAGCUGCUUUUAUUAAAUAUAAAAUAGCAAUAAGAGAUAAGGAGUUCAAUCCGUUCUUACAUGGUGGCAGAUUAUUUCAACAAUGGUUAGUUGAUAAUGCUGUUAAAAAUGAAAAAGAUAAACUUUCUUUUUGUGCAAAUAAUCAAUCUCAAUUGAGAUGUGAAAGUUAUAAAGGAUUAAUUGAUCACAUGCAAAAUGUUUCCAAUGAAAAUGAAAUGCAUAUUGGAAAAAUGGUUAUUUUACCAUCUACAUUUAUUGGGUCCCCUCGUAAUAUGAUGCAACAAUAUCAAGAUGCUAUGGCUAUUGUUCGAAAUCACGGUAAACCUGACUUGUUUAUUACAAUGACAUGUAAUCCACAAUGGACAGAAAUACAAGAAAAUUUGUUACCAAAUCAAACAGCAUCUGAUAGACCUGAUAUUGUAGCAAGAGUGUUUUCUUCAAAAGUGAACCAUUUAAUUGAAAUUAUUGUUCGUCAAAGGUUGUUUGGAGAUGUUAAAUCUUUUGUUUAUGUAAUAGAGUUUCAAAAAAGAGGAUUACCGCAUAUUCAUAUGCUGGUUAUAUUGAAAGAAAAUUCUAAAAUUUUAUCACCAGAAAGUGUUGAUCAUUUUAUUUCAGCAGAAAUCCCAGACGAGAAUAUUAAUUCCACAUUGCAUAAAAUAAUAAUGCAAAAUAAUAUUCAUGGACCUUGUGGAGAUUGGUGUUUAGUUGAUGGUAAAUGUUCGAAACACUUUCCUAAAGAUUUUCAAGAUGACACAAUAAUGGGAGAUAAUUCCUAUGUAUUAUACCGUAGAAGGGAUACAGGCAAGACAUAUGAAAGACCAAAUGGAUAUAUUGUUGAUAAUAGACAUGUUGUUCCCUAUUGUCCAGUGCUUUCACAAAUAUUUAAUUGUCAUAUUAACGUCGAAAUUGUUUCAAGUAUUAAGUCUGUUAAAUAUUUAUAUAAGUAUAUUUAUAAAGGUCAUGAUGCAGCUUCUAUUAUUAUUACAAAUGUUGAUGGACAAAAUAGUAUCGAUUACAACGAGAUACGUCAUUAUGAAGAAAACAGAUAUGUCGGUCCAGUUGAAGCAGUAUGGAGAAUUCUUAGUAAACCUUUAGCAAAAAAGAGUCACAGCGUUAAUCGGUUACCUAUACAUUUACCAAAUGAGCAGAAUGUAAUUAUUCGUGAAGGACAAGAAAAUCGUGAGAUUUCCUUUCUUUUAGAAAAGAAAACAAAACUGUUAGAUUAUUUUGAUUUGAAUAAACGCGAUAGCAAUGCUCAUCGGUAUUAUUAUUCAGAAAUUCCCGAACAUUACACAUGGAUAAGUGAUUCUCUUGAAUGGCGACCAAGAAAGCGUUUUGACAAUAUAAUAGGGAGAAUAUAUUCUGUUAGUCCAAGUCAAAUAGAAUUAUUUCAUUUGAGAUUGUUGUUGCUUACAACAAAAGGUGCUACUUCAUUUAAAGAUUUAAAAUCAGUUGAUGGAGUAAUACAUGAAACAUUCACUUCUGCUUGUUUAGCAUUAGGCUUAAUAGAAGACGAUCAUGAGUGGGUUAGAACAAUUGAAGAAGCUGCAGUAUGGAUGAUGCCUCAGUUACUUCGUCGAUUAUUUGUUAGAAUUUUAAUACAUUGUAAUCCUGUUGAACCCAAUGAAUUGUGGGAACGAUUUAAAGGUAUUAUGUCAGAAGAUUAUCGAGGAAUUGAGAGUGUUGAAGCAGAAAAUAAAGCUUACAGAGAUAUUAAAACAUUAUUGAGUAAUGAAGGAUAUCGAUUAACAGAUUUUCAAGGAUUGUUAGAUAUAGAAGAUGAACAGAAUAUUUCAGAAAAAAAUAAUGAUUAUAAUGUUCAAAGACACAUUAUUUUAGGAAAUGAGAAAUACAUGCAAUUAAAUGUAAAGCAAAAAAUUGUUGUUGAUUAUGUACUAAAAUCAGUGCAUGAUUCUGUUACAAGUAAUUGUAGGUGUAUAUAUGUUGAUGGUCCAGGUGGUUCUGGAAAAACUUUUUUAUAUAAUACUUUGUGGCAUUUAUUAAGAAGUAGAGGAAAAAAUGUUUGUAACAUGGCAUUUACAGGAAUUGCUGCAACUUUAUUACCUAAUGGUAAAACUGUUCAUAAAAUAUUAGGUUUACCUGUUCCUCUGUAUAGUGAUUCAUCUUCAAGUAUUAAAGUGCAAUCAAAAGAAGGAACCUUUUUAAAAGGUACUGAUGUAUUCAUUUGGGAUGAAGCACCAAUGGCUCCAAAAUAUGCUUUAGAAAUUAUGGAUAGAUUAUUAAGAGAUGUUAUGAAAUCAAAUGAACCUUUUGGUGGAAAGGUAUUGAUUUUGGGUGGAGAUUUCCGACAAACAUUACCAAUAAAAGAACGAGGCACAAGAUCAGAAAUUGUUAAUUUAUCAAUAAAAAACAGUAAAGUUUGGAAGCAUUUUAAAAAAUUCAAUUUAUCAGAAAAUAUGAGAGUUUUGCCCGAAGAAACUGCAUUUACAGAUUUUUUAUUAAAGGUUGGAAAUGGUGAAUUAAAUGAUAUAAAUGAUAAUAUUGAAUUGCCGGAAAAAAUAAUUCAAGAAGGAAAUGUAGAUAUUGUUGACGAUGUGUAUGGUGAUUUAAUACGGGAAAAUAGGUAUCAAGAAAUAGCAAAGUGUGCAAUUUUAGCACCAAGAAAUGUUGACGUUGAUGAAAUUAAUAAAAGAGUUGUGCAAUUGUUGAAAAGUGAUAAAGAAAAAAUUUAUAAAAGUAUUGACUCCACUGAAAAUUGUGACAAUGGUGAUUUUAAUGACGUGAUAUUACCUGAAUAUUUAAAUGGUCUAUCACCACCGGUUUUACCACCUCAUGAAUUACAUUUAAGGAUUCAUAGCGUGGUGAUGCUCAUAAGAAAUCUUAGUAUCAAUGAGGGUUUAUGUAAUGGAACAAGAUUAUUAAUCUUAGAUUUAUUAAAUAACUUAAAGGCUAAAGCAGAAUAG
This is a messenger RNA of Leptopilina heterotoma, 4884 nucleotides long. RefSeq lists its product as uncharacterized. Lineage: Eukaryota; Metazoa; Arthropoda; Insecta; Hymenoptera; Figitidae. Bases 1 to 4884 code for a protein of 1627 amino acids. The transcript has 4 exons. The record is from RefSeq and is a predicted model, not a curated record. Gene Ontology annotation, biological process: DNA repair; telomere maintenance. Gene Ontology annotation, molecular function: DNA helicase activity.